Messenger RNA from Zingiber officinale, 568 nucleotides. Its product is annotated as probable cytokinin riboside 5'-monophosphate phosphoribohydrolase LOG4. Gene Ontology annotation, biological process: cytokinin biosynthetic process. Gene Ontology annotation, cellular component: nucleus; cytosol. NCBI's taxonomy places the organism in Eukaryota, Viridiplantae, Streptophyta, Magnoliopsida, Zingiberales, Zingiberaceae. Bases 16 to 480 code for a protein of 154 amino acids. The record is from RefSeq and is a predicted model, not a curated record. Gene Ontology annotation, molecular function: hydrolase activity, hydrolyzing N-glycosyl compounds. The transcript is spliced from 4 exons.
UUGAUUUGUUCUUUCAUGAAUAUAGCUAGCCAUUCUCAUGAAUAUAUAGUCUUGAAGUCUUCAGAUGAGCGUGAGAAGCAGAAUGAACUGCACUACUGCAGAAGUGAGAUAUUAGGAGAAAGCAUCGGUGAGGUGAAAAGAGUUGCAGACAUGCACGAGAGGAAGUCAGAAAUGGCUAAGAAUGCAGAUGCCUUCAUUGCUCUUCCAGAUGGCUAUGGAACCAUGGAGGAGCUUCUUGAGAUAAUAGCUUGGUCUCAGCUUGGCAUCCACCACAAACCAGUUGGGAUUCUGAAUGUGGACGGUUACUACAACGAUUUGAUCCAACUGUUUGACAAAGGAGUGAGAGAAGGGUUCAUCGAGGACUCUGCGAGUCACAUUGUCAUUUCGGCAGACAAUGCGGAAGAACUUCUAAGGAAAAUGGAGGCCAAGGCCGAAGAGGAGAGGAGGAGAGAAGCCAACAAGAAAAGGAGAAGCAGCUAGUCUGCAGGGCCUUCUUUGUGGAUGCUUACAGGUUAUAAUUCAGAAGUUUUUAUGUAGUAUGCUGACCAGAUGAUGAAAUGUUUUCCAG